UUAAGGCCUCAGAGUUAGAAACCCAUUCACAAGCAAAAGAUGAAGGUCUUGCCAUGGUCUUCUUCUUCUUCUUCAUGGCCAUGGCCUUCUUGUAAGCAGCCCAAGACUUUGUCUUUCAGAGCAGAUGAUAACAUGUUCAAGACAGUUAACUCGGUCUACAUAGAUGCAGGAGAAGUGGUGACAACACCGGAGUCAUGGUUCACUAACUCAUCCGAGUCAGCGAGUUUCUCAACAGUUUCAGAAGAGUCAGGAGGGGAAUGGGUAGAGACUAUGAUUCGUGGGUUAAGAUCUGAGAGGCUUUUUUUUGAGCCUGGAGGAGAAUCUAAUUCGAUAUUAGAGGAAGCUAAUAAGGUUGGUGGAGGGUUUCCAUUCAAGGAGAGUUUAGUGUUGGCAAUGGAUUCUAAAGAUCCAUAUGUGGAUUUUAGAACAUCAAUGGAGGAGAUGGUGGAAGCUCAUGGACUGAAAGAUUGGGAGUGUUUGGAAGAAUUGCUUAGUUGGUAUUUAAGGGUGAAUGGUAAGAAGGCUCAUGGUUUUAUUGUUGGGGCAUUUGUUGAUUUGCUUGUUGGGUUAGCUGCUGCUGAUCUUGAUGUUGAUGCUUCUUCUUCUUCACCUUCUUCUCCUUCUUGUUCUUCAUUAAGAGUUGAAGAAGAGAUUGAGGAGGAAGAUCAUAAUCCUUCAAGUUCAGAGAUUUCAUUUUGAAUAUUAAACUUCAAUA
Messenger RNA from Telopea speciosissima, 715 nucleotides. Its product is annotated as transcription repressor OFP13-like. NCBI's taxonomy places the organism in Eukaryota, Viridiplantae, Streptophyta, Magnoliopsida, Proteales, Proteaceae. Gene Ontology annotation, biological process: negative regulation of DNA-templated transcription. The record is from RefSeq and is a predicted model, not a curated record. The coding region runs from base 40 to 699 and encodes 219 amino acids. The transcript has a single exon.